AUGAUUCCCAGCCCAAGGACGCCACGGCAGUCCACUAUAGCGAGACCCUCCCGAGCCAGGCAGAGGCCGUCCCCUGCUACUGCAAACAACUUCGCUGCCGACUCGAGCAUCAUCGCAGCCACGGAGCCGCCACUCAAACGACGCCGGUACACACCAAGUGGCCCAGAACCCGCUUCAGCCCUGCAGGAUAAGGAGAACGACGACAUACCAGCCACGGUUGGGGCCACCAACGGCCGAACGCGACAGCGCCAGUCCAUGAUGGCCGGCGCCACAGCCUCUCCCUCCCUCUACCCUCGUCGCGAACGAAGCACACGGAUCAGGACGUCCACGCGGCAUGCCGAUCAAGACGAUGAGAUACAGAUCAGCUCAGCUGCCGCGGUCGCAGCCGCUGUAGUCCAGAGCGAAGGCUAUAAACCUAGGGAAGAGCGCGGUUGGGAGGAGUUCCACCCGAAUCUCGACAUUGAAUCGACCUUCAUGAUAUAUCAUGCCGACGACGUUGAUGGCACUGUCAGAUCUGCACCUCCGACGCCUUCCGCCUCGCGAACUACCAGCGACCUCAAUAUAGUCAACAAUAGCAUAGCUAGUCCCAGCAAAGACCCUGCUGUGGCAAAUCUUGCCUCUGCAUCAGACACGCCCACCACAGACAGUGUAUCCACGCCUUUGGGACAGGGCUUGCUGCCAGGAACACCGACUCGUUCGCGGCGCAAUGUCCGGCCCCCUCGCGACUCCUUUUAUCCACGUCCAGAGCUUACCAGUGGCCCGAAAGUUCCCACGGUACUCCCUAUCCACAACCAAACUCCAAAGGAACGGUUGGACCUCAAAUUACCCUCUUAUCGAAAGACAGACCGUAUCUUGCUUUUCGAGAGCAAGAAGUUUGGGCAAGCGCGCUAUGUCGACAAGGCCAUGAUGAAUGUCGGUUAUCAGGAGAGCGAUAAUUACAUUUGCCCAGAUCGCAGGCUGAUUACGGCGAGUGAUGCCAACCUGGAAGAUGAGUCUGAGAGCAUGGCAAUCUCUCAAGCCGAGGUCGAAUCUGUCUCACAGCAUUCCGGCAUUUUCCUUGGUCGAGUUGAGUACGACAUGGAUGAGCAAGAUGACAUGUGGCUUGAGGCCUACAAUGUCCAUCGGAAGUCGCAGGGGUGGAAUCCUGUCACCAGAGAGGUCUUUGAAAUAACGAUAACAAAGAUCGAGAAAGAGUGGCACGCCCUUGAGAAGAGGAUACCAAAGCCCAAUCCAAAGCCACCGCAGACACAUCGGCCGCGUUCCAGCUCAGCUGCGGCCGUUAAUGGCGAGCCCCAGGCUGGCGAGGAGCAGGACAGCAAAUGCGCCAUAUGCGACGACGGUGAUUGUGAAAACACAAACGCUAUCGUCUUCUGUGACGGUUGCGACUUGGCGGUGCACCAAGAGUGCUAUGGUGUCCCUUUUAUCCCCGAAGGUCAAUGGUUGUGUCGGAAGUGUCAGCUCAUCGGGCGCGGUGUCCCUACAUGCAUAUUCUGUCCCAAUUCGGACGGCGCUUUCAAGCAGACGAACUCUUCCAAAUGGGCACAUCUGCUAUGCGCCAUGUGGAUACCUGAGGUUACCCUCGGCAACCAUACCUUCAUGGAGCCUGUUAUGGACGUUGACAAGGUGCCCAAAAGCCGAUGGAAGCUGACUUGCUAUAUUUGUCAACAACAAAUGGGCGCGUGCAUCCAGUGCGGUAACAAAUCGUGCUAUCAGGCGUUCCAUGUCACGUGCGCACGGCGGGCGCGUCUCUUUCUUAGGAUGAAGAACGCCUCUGGCGCCCUAGAUGUCCUCGACGGCAGCACAAACCUCAAAGCCCUGUGCGAUAAGCACUGUCCAACAGAGUACUCCAAAGAGAACGACGUCAUCCGUGCGACGAGGCGCGCCAAGAAAUACUACAAGCGAACUAUGCGUGAUCGCAUUUGGGCGACCAAUCAAGCAUCCGCAAUCGCACUGGCCGCUACGCAUAGAAAUGCCAUCACCGACCACCCUCCCGACGAAUCGCAGAUGACCGGUGCUAAGAUGUCCGCGGCGCUCGGAGAUAAGAAUGCUCAGCCAGGCAAGCCGAUUUGGAAACUGCCUUCGGGUGCACCUGUUAUCCCACAAGCCGUCUUUGAAGUUGUCGAGACUUCUCUGCAGCGCUUCAAUUUCUUGAAACGAAGGGAGUUCGUCAGUGAUGCGUGCCGUUAUUGGACCCUGAAGCGCGAGAUGCGCCGCGGCGCUGCACUGCUGAAACGACUUCAGCUGCAGAUGGAGACGUUUUCCUCCAUGGAAUUGACCCGUCGAAACUUUGCAGCGAUGGGGCCCGUCGGCAAAGCUCGCUUGAACCGCCGUAUCGAAUUUGCUCAGGCUCUGAUCAACGAUCUCGAGCAAUUGAGGAACCUGUCCAAUCAAGUCGUACAGCGGGAGCAGCAAAAGCUGGAAGCCGCGGAGCUUGAGCAAGAUUUCAUCGACACGUGCUACUUCCCCGUGCAUAGAAUGCUCUCUCCUGUCGUCGAGAAAGCACUUUCGCUGGACAAGAAGUUAUUCGAGACGAGCCUUGUCGGGCUGCAGAACAAGGUGGACGAGCGAUACUAUACUGCCACUCUGGCAUUUGUCCAUGAUCUUUGCGAUGUGAUCAACACGGUGAUCAACUCUGAGCCCAAACCAGUGACACAACCUCAACCAAAGCUCGAGUCUGUUGUCGCGCCAGUUAGGCACGACUUCUCAGAUAUCCGGGAUCGCAAAAGACUAGGCAAGCGGAUUCUCAAGUCUGUGCAACCACAACUAGAGUCUGCACUGCGCAUAGAGGCCGAUGCAACACACAAGACAUUUGAUACGCUCAAAAUUGAGCUUGAAAGUUUGCUUGAGAGCAGUCUCGAGGUGCGGCCAAGCAAGCAAACGAACUCGGCACAGCAAGGAGAACCUGGUGUCAGCCAAGAUGUCAUUAUGGUAGACUCAUCUGCAGCAGAGAUUACUGUCGGUGGCGAGGCCUCAGAUGAUGGCGCCACGACUGAUAUUGCCAUGGUCGAUGCUGAUGGUGAGGUCGAUGAAGAUCGCAACAUCGAGGUUGCUACGUCAGGCAACGAUGGCACUGAGCCACACACUGUUCUCAGAGGCAAGAGGAGAACAGCUGACAAAAAGGCGGAGUCGUCGGAUAUAGAGCCCGUGGACACGCCACCAGCCACCAACGGCUAUGUCACGGCACCUGCUUCCGUGCAGCCUGGGCCUCCAACUCCACCACAAUCGAAUGGUAGUUUUGGACGCCACUUUACAGAGUCUCUUGCUGAAGGCGGCAUUCUCUGGUAUCUCAAGGAUUUUGAGCCGAGCGGGACUACUGCAGUCCCUGAACCACCUCAGCCGGAACGUAUUGCAGCACGAAGUCCUAGCGAAGCGCUGACGGAGAUGGACGAUGACGAGCUUACUGGGCUCGGUGCCGAGAUCAACGAAGGCAGUAUCACGGCGUCCCCAGCAAUGAGCAACAAGAACGCCAAGCCAGUUGACGAAGGUGCUCUGGAUGACGAUGAUGAAGAUAAAGCUGCCGUCAUAACGACGCCAAGCGCAAAGAGCGCUAACAGCCCAGUCAAGAAGAGCGCAAGCAAGUCAAGGAAACGCAAGGUCACAUACAGACGACGCUAG
Messenger RNA from Microdochium trichocladiopsis, 3615 nucleotides. RefSeq names its product bromodomain and PHD finger-containing protein. Gene Ontology annotation, biological process: regulation of transcription by RNA polymerase II. Bases 1 to 3615 code for a protein of 1204 amino acids. The record is from RefSeq and is a predicted model, not a curated record. Lineage: Eukaryota; Fungi; Ascomycota; Sordariomycetes; Xylariales; Microdochiaceae. The transcript has 3 exons.